AUUUUCAUCAAACAUCAAUAUUUGUAUUGAAGUGGAUAAGACGCCUGGCAAAUUAAUAAAAUGAAAUCGCUAGUAUUAUUUAUAUUCUUAAUAUCAACAGUUUAUAGUGCUCAUAUUAAUUUCCGCAACUAUCAUGAAGAAAUUGGAAUACCAUUAGCAACUAAGGUGAAACAAUUGGAGGCUGAAGCUAUUGCUAAACUAUCGAGUAAUGGAAGAAUCGCUGGAGGAUCACUAAUUGAUAUUUCAGCAGUUCCAUAUCAGGCAGCUGUGGUAAUACAUCUUCCUACAAACACAGAUUCCUUGUGUGGAGGAGCUCUCAUCUCCUCAACAAGAGUGGUUUCUGCAGCACACUGUCAAAGAGACGAUUCUGGAUACACCAUAGGCUUAGGAUCUAACUUCGCGUUUUCUGGAGGUGUCAGAGUCGCCGUCACGAACUUUAUAAUGCAUCCCGGCUACUCACACAGCGAUUGGACUCUCAUCCAUGAUAUCGCUAUGAUUCAUAUCCCAGCAGUUUCAUUUACCAAUGCUAUUCAGCCUAUUUCUCUUCCUAACUCAGCGGAGGUUGCCAACAACUUUGCUGGACAAAUAGCGGUAGCCUCUGGCUAUGGUAUUACACCUGAAAUUCCAACGUUAACUUGGGAUCAAGUCCUACGAGCUGUUGACCUCCAGAUCAUUACUCCUGCCCAAUGUGGAUCUUCUUAUGGGGAUUUGGGUGCCAGAAACGAGACCAUUUGCACGCAUGGAAGUGGUGGUGUUGGGCCCUGCUCAAGCGACUCUGGUGGACCUUUGACGACCUUUAGCAAUAACAGAAGAAUACUAAUUGGAAUAACGUCUUUCGGACAAACUUGCGGCGCGACAUCUCCCAAUGGUUUUGUGCGAAUAACACAAUAUCUAUCAUGGAUAUUGAGUAACUGAUUAAAUAAAGAAUUCAAAUAUUA
Amyelois transitella is the source of this 938-nucleotide messenger RNA. RefSeq names its product collagenase. The transcript has 5 exons. The coding region runs from base 61 to 915 and encodes 284 amino acids. Gene Ontology annotation, biological process: proteolysis. Gene Ontology annotation, molecular function: serine-type endopeptidase activity. Lineage: Eukaryota; Metazoa; Arthropoda; Insecta; Lepidoptera; Pyralidae. The record is from RefSeq and is a predicted model, not a curated record.